This is a messenger RNA of Closterium sp. Yama58-4, 750 nucleotides long. Lineage: Eukaryota; Viridiplantae; Streptophyta; Zygnematophyceae; Desmidiales; Closteriaceae. The record is from the annotation of a GenBank genome assembly.
AUGGUGCAAGCAAGAAAGGCAAGCACUCAGAUCUCUGAGCUGCAAACGGUGAGCGCAUUGGGACCUGUUGGGAAAAGGUUUCAUGGCACUGGCAAGAGAUUUCGCAUCGUCAGCAACCCUCUCGACGGAAGUGAAGGAAGCAGUCACCAUCCUACUCCACAAAAAGGCGACAAGGACCAACUUAACAAUUACAGGCCCAUCACUCUACUCAACUUUACCUACAAGGUGCUGGCGCGGGUCCUGGCUGACAGAAUGAAGAAGUUCUUGGGCAGAGUGAUAUCGCCGGAGCAGUACGGCUUCUUACCGGGGAGGCGCCUGACAGACGCGGUGGGACUUGUGGCUGAUAUCAUUGAUACGGCGCGGAGAGAUAACGAAGACUGGUUCCUCCUUCUUGUCGACUUCAAGAAGGCAUUUGACUCAGUCUCGCGGGGUUACCUCUUCCGGACAAUGAGAGCGAUGGGCUUCCCUGAUCGCUUCGUGAAGUGGGUGGAAGGUCUGCAUGAGGGAACACAGACGCGACUGUUAGUAAACGGCUGGAUGGGGGAAGGUGUGGAGGUGGUAUCCGGAGUCAGACAAGGAUGCCCGCUCGCGCCAUACCUCUUUCUGUGUGCGGUUGAGCCCCUGGCGCAAACGGUCCUCAAGCGGAAGAUGGGAAUCAGCAAGGCUAAUGAGCGGCUGGCGUAUAUCAGUUACGCGGACGAUACCACCCUGAUCCUGGAAGGGAAGCAGCAGAUCAUAAGAGCAGAAUAG